GACUAACUGAAAACAAAAACUAAAAUAUACAAAAAAAAAAUUGCUAAAGACAGCGAAAUUAACUGCAAAGAAAAGCGUAUAGUGCAAACGGACAACACAAAAACAACAAACACGCGGAGUACAACGAAAAGGGAGGGGAAGGGAAAGGUUGAACAAAAUUUUGUCAGUUUUUUUUGUACAGAAACGGCAUUAAACAUUGCUACAAGACGCCAAAACAAACGAAAUUUUAAAACUCCUCCCAUGUUACAUCAAGCGGGAGGGGGUGGGAAGGGAAAUCGCCCAGCACAGCAACAGCCGCAACAAUUAAAUCAGCACCAGUUGACUAUAUCUCAAUUACAGUUGCAUCCCGGUCAACAAGCACUGCAUCAAGCGAAUCAGACAGGGCAUUCAAUUCACGCUGUACAACAACAGCAACUUUCGUCGGCACCGUUGCAUCUGGGACAUCAAACCCAAACACAAAAUCUUUCCCAUUACCAACACCCGCAACAAAAUCAACAGCAGGCUCCGCAGCCGCAACUGGCACAUCCAUCACAAUCAUUCUUAAUAUUAAAUCAGCCUCCGCCGUUGCCUCAAUCUAAUAAUGGCACACCUGGACCACAACUGGCAUCCUCGCCACCAUUACAAAAUUCUAGUACGCCGCAUACAACAACACAAUCCGGAGGACAAAUACAAUGUUAUGGCAACAAUAACAGUAUUAACCACACUAAUAAUACAGGAAAUAUUGGAAGACAACAGUCUGCAACAAAUAAUACCGGAAAUAUACAAUAUGCCGGCAAUACCAACAUUAUUCCCGCACAUGGUCCAGGGUUCAUGACAACAACUUUCCACAUGCCAUACCAGCAAGCACCGCCUCCAGCAUCUGUAAUGGCAGCAACAAUAUAUGCUAAUAAUGCGGCACCUGUUGGUAAUCAUAAUGCAAACACGACACAAAACACAUCUCAACAAGCAUUGUUUACCGCAGCGCAACAUCAACCGCAGCAGCCACACGGUAUGCCCCCCGCACAAGCUCUACAAUAUUUUCCAGGCAACAUAAGCGUACCGAAUACACAGAUGCGUGGCGUGCUUACUCAUCGUUCUUAUGUGAUGCCACCAUUUUUUGCAUUCCCAACUGGACCGCGAGCUCAACUUCUUUCAAAUUCUCACCAACAGCCGGGUGUUGGACAGGUCUUGCAAACUGCAACACGUGGACCCAUGGGUACAACAACAGCAUACAUUCAACCAUAUUGUCAACCGCCCAUUCCAAUGUGUACACCGCAAUCACCUAUAAUACCGCAACCACCAACAGCAUCAUCCUCACUGCAGACAUAUAGCACACAUAUGCAAGCAUCUAAUGCAAUUGGUGCGGCAUCCUCAUCUAAUACGUCUAUAAAUUCUUUGAAUAGCAAUACAGAAAUUGUGAAACCGCGCAAACACGCUAUUCCCAUUAUAAAUCCCGAUACAAUGGUGAGUAUAUUUGAGGAAAAACCCAGAAGACAAAGCACUUCAACAGAAACAUCACCUGAUACAUUAAAAAAAAGUAAAGAUGAUAGCGGUAUAAAUAUUGAAGAAAAUACUAUUGCUAGUGACAGUCUAUUAACUUCUACGGAGCAAACUGAGGCAUCACUACUUGCUGACUCAUCAGCUGAUGAUUAUGAACAACAUUUACAAAACGAACUAUCUGUUGAUUCCAAUAUGAAUCAAACUAGCUACGAAGAAAAAUCGACUUUCACCGUCUCUUCAUCACCAGCUGUCUCCAAUAUUUCCGCUACUGAAGAGGAGUAUGAUGAUAAUACCUCUAUUUGUUCACAAACAACUUCGAAUACUAAGUUAAAUUCAGAUAAACAAACUGAGGAUUAUACAAUAGAAUUUGAGGAUGAGCACAUAACGGUUGUUGUUGAAGAAGUGCCUGUAGAGUCCAGCACAAAUAUAGUUGAAGAUGAAGUUGAUAAUAUUUGCAGUUUCAGUGACGUAAAAGAUCCAACAUCGCCACAGAUAGAGAUAGUCAAAAGUAAAAAGACUAAAGCAGUUACUAAAGAAUUAACAGUUACUCAAAAUUCUUCUAUAUUAAAAAAAAGCAACGCACAAGAAUUUGUAAAAACAGAGCUUACAUCUGUCGUAGUAAAGGAGCCGAAAUCGAAUGAAGGUCCACGAAUAAAGAUUUUGCAACGAGAAGAAAAUCAACUUAUAACAACAAAACAGUGUUCAAAAUCUGAAGAAUUAAACACGCUCUCCAACGUUAAAGAACAGAUACAACAAACGAAAAAACAAAGUAGUAACACUGAAGAGGAUUUACCGCAAACAGUAGUCUCAACAACAAAAGUAACUAGUAAACGAAAUAUUACGAUCAUGCAAAGAAAAACUUUGACUGCUUCGAUGACCCCAACUCCAAGCACAAGCUCUUCAGCUUCGCCUAUUAUAGUGAAAACUUUGCCAGAUAAGAAAACCACUAACAAUGCUAAAACUAACAAUGCAGUAGAAGAUCUAGAACAGACAGCAACAGAUACUUCCCAAUCAAAUAAAAGUGUUUCCACAAAAAGUUUGAAAAAAAAUCGAAAGGCUGCGAAACGUGCCAGAGAGGCUGAAGCUAAAAACAAAAAAAAUGAACGAAACAAUUUAAAAAAGACUAGUGAAAAUGAUAACAAUAAUAAUCAAACUGUUCAGACAGUAACAACGACUACUGCAAAGCUUCAGAACAAUAAUAAUCAAAAUCAGAAUCAGAAUAAAGCAAAUGCUAAGAAGAAAAAUCAAACGAAUAAUGUUAGUUGUGAUUCAGGACCAUCCUGUCCUGAUAAAACGGCAAAUAAAAGGCAGCAACCUCAGCAGCAUGAACAGAAUCAGCAGAAAAAAAAUAAACGUACUGGAGACGAACAGCAGAAGGUUGAAAGGAAUGAUGGUCGUACAAAUAAUAAACCCAAACCUACAAAAAUUGAAUCAGACGCUCCGGUUAAAAAUAAACUUUUAAACAAUGAUGAAAUUGUGGCGAAAUACUUGCAGCCUGACUUGAAUGCAACUCAGGGUGAAGCCGAUCAUAAUUAUGAAUUUCUAAACAAAUCCGUUUCGCCUGGUGAAGAUGAGGAGGAACUAAGUGCUCGUUUGCUAUUACAUGAACAACAGUAUGCUAUGGAUACACAUGCUGAAUUGAAAGCCAUACGUUUCGGCGACUUCUCUGAAGAUAAGGACUCUGAUGAAUUAUCAGAAACGAAAUCAAUUAUUGAUAAUACAACAAACGCUGUCUUUAGUAAUAUUAAAAAUAAUAUGCCAACAAGCGCAGAGUAUAACAGAAAUAGAAAUUCUAGUGACGUCACCAUCAACGACAAGAUCAUUAAAAGAAAUUUAGAAUUCAAAAUUGGAUUUGGUAGAGUUGAGGGUGGAGCUGAUAAGCCAUUACAAACAAAUAUCUCAUAUAAAUCUGAUGGAACCACAAAAUCUCUAACUAGAUAUAGUAUGGAUGAGCUAAGAACUAUAUCAAAAUCUGCACAAUCUCGCAAACCGCCAGUUAUAAAUUUUCCACCUGGCAGUUGUAUAUCACAAUUAUUUGUUUCGCGUCAUAAUCAUUCCAACAAUCAACAUCAAAGUAAUAAUAUGCAUCAGCACGUACACCAACAACAAUAUCAGCACAUGAACUUUAAUGAAUCGAUUGAGUUCCUGAGUGGUAAGCGUCGCACACAAAAUAAAAAACAUGACAAUACGUCAAAUAGCGCUAACUCUCAUGCGACAUCCUCAAGUAGCAUGAAUAGUCAGAAUCAACGAAAAAUGGACAUUAUACAUGUGAAUCUAUCACUGAAUGAAGAAAUUAAACUAUCCGAGUGUGAAAAUGCUUGGCAACCAGAUUCCAUACGCAGUAAAUCCAUUAAAUCCCAUUCUAGUCCGAAUGACGAUAUUGAUGCGGUACUAAAGAAGGUACGAGGUGUGCUGAAUAAACUUACUCCGGAUAAUUUUGAUGUGCUAUUGAAAUCAAUGUCAAAUAUCUCAAUUGAUACGCAGGAGAAAAUGCACCAAGUUAUAAUUCUGAUAUUUGAAAAGACCAUUAGUGAACCGAAUUUCGCACCAACCUAUGCAAAAUUCUGCAAAGUCCUUUUUCAUGAGACAACAAUCGAUAGUAAAGCACUGAUAACACGCAUACAAAAUGAGUUUGAAACCAAUGUGAACGAUGCGCAUGCUAAGAAACUCAAAUUGCAACCACUCGUUGAAAAGUUAGAAAAAUGUGAAGAUCCCAAAGAGCGUAUAGAACUUCAGGCUGAAAUAGAAAACCAAGAAUAUCAAUUCAGACGGCGAGCUUGGGGUACUGUACGUUUCAUUGGUGAGAUUUACAAACUGCAAUCGUUAGGCAGUGAUCGAGUGUUGAUUUGCAUUGAGUCGUUGUUAGAGCAUGGAUCGGAGGAAAAGUUGGAAUAUAUGUGUAAAUUGCUCACAACUGUCGGCCAUCUGUUAGAGGGUAAAGCAACAGAACACAAAUUACGUUUAGAUAAAAUAUUCCGCAAAAUCAACGAUAUUGUAAAUAAAUCGCGUAAUAACAACAAUAAUAAAAAGCAAGAAAAAAUUAGUAGUCGCGUUCGUUUUAUGAUGCAAGAUGUUAUGGACUUACGUGCCCGUAAUUGGGAUCAGCCUUACACUGAUAAACAACGGCGGACUCCCACCAAGCAGCAACAACAGCAACAUUUAACUGAAAAAGUUCAAAAUAAAAGCAAUGCAACAAAUCUAAUUAACUCUAAUCGUUCCGUUGGUUACAAUAGUCAAAAUAAUUCCCGUCAUUCACGUGGAAUUGAUAACCAACGUGAUAAUAAUUAUUUUGCAUCAAAUAAACAAAAAUUGAAUUACGUACAACAAAAUGAACAGAUAGAUAUGAACAAACUUAAGUUUACACGUAACGAAGAUACCACGUUGGGCUGUUCGUCAAUGUGUCUUUGGAAAAUUCACGGUCGUGCACCAACAUCAGUAAAUACAAAUUCCACUACGUUAACAAACAACGCGUCCACUAGCGCAAGUGCCAGCGGUAGUACACAUACAACUGAUAGUAAUGUAAGACGUACAACAAAUCCAUUCCAAAUAUUAGAUAACCUCGAUAACAAUCGUACAACAUCUCAAAGUAGCGUGGGGAGCAGCUGUAGUAGCACUAAUUCAUCAAACUGCGGUUAUAACAAUAAAGAAUGCCAGCGCAUUAUCAAUGGUCUAGUUGAAGAAAUACUUGACGGCAACUCUGGUUGGGGGCAAGAAGUGUUAAACAUUUGGCAAACAGCAAAUCGAUUCCAACAGACAUCAUUGUUGCAGUACAUAUUAAUAGAGUAUCUACAUUUAGCAGAUACUAAACGCACGCAACGUGAAGCUUGUGCCAAAAUAUUCAUACACUUGAUACCCAAUAAGAAAAUUUUUGAUAAAAAAGUGUUUACCACAGCUUACAAUGAGUUUGCAGAAGAGUUUCCCGACUUACUUGUUGAUGUGCCAAAUGGUUGGAGUUACAUAUUUGAAUUUUUAGGUUCAAUACUACAUGAACGUUUGCUGCAUUUGGAUGACAUUUGGAAUUCACAAUGGGAUAAUAAUGGUCCUAAAUUCGCAGAACGAUUCCUCAAAGCGUUGGUAGUAUAUUUUACAAAUGAAUUUGGUGCUAAUUAUAUGUAUGAUAUGUGGCAUAAAGAAUUUAAAUUAGAUCGUGCCCAAAGGUUUUUCUCCGAUGAAAGCGAUUGGGAUCGGUUUAUAAAAGCAAACAGCUUUCAGUAUAUUGCAGAGAGAAAUUAUAAAAUACCGCAGGCGGUUCGAGUAAACAAAUCACAUAACAUAACCACUGCCGAGCAAGUGGAACGCAUCGAAUAUUUACUAAACACAGCCAACGAGUGCGAUCUUGCUAUUGACUAUAUAAAUACAAAUGUAAUUAUUAAUUCAACUUUUAUAAAAAAUCUCACAAAAUGCUUAUGCUGUGAUUUUUCAACUGUGAUCCAAACCAACAAUAAUAAUACUAGUAGUGGCACAGCAACGUCGUCUAUCACAACAUCAAAUACGCCGAAGAAGACGAAAAAGUCACAGCAUAAGCGCCAAUUAAACACGGAAUUAUUCCGCAGUAAAUGCACACCACUAUUGAGGCUUUGUAUCGAUAUGCGCGAAGAGUAUGAAAUUGCAUGCUUAGAUGCAAUUGUAGAUGCACUACAACAAGCAUAUGAAGAUUCGACAACCGCUAAUGAUUUGAUCUGCAGUGUUUUCGAAAUUCUCUAUGAAUCUGAAAUAAUUCCGAAGGACUCAUACGAAAAAUGGUAUCAAAUACGUAAAAGCGCUGGCGCUUCAACUUCUUCACCCACAAAUAGCAAUAUAAGGAGUGGUACAAACAAGGAAAAGGAUAAAAAUGCUGGUAGUAAUAGACAGGCACAUAAUAAACAACAACAUACCAACAACAAUAGCAAAAAUCGUAACAAUCGACUCAGUGAUGAAAUUUACACGUACAUUAAAAAAUUACUAUAAAUUCAAAAGUACAGCAUAAAUUAUAUUAAUAUCAAGUUAUUUCAAUUCAUUACACUAAGUUUGUCGAAAUUAUAUGUGUCCAGAGGUUUAAGGGAAAAAAAUUAUAAGUAGGACUAUUAGUUAAGACAAAUGAAAUGAAGUGAACAAAUUAUAUAUAGACUGUAGAUAUAUACAUUAUAACUAUAUGCUAAAUUUUAAAGUGGAAUCAAAGUGGAAGUGGAAUCAAGAUACGUAGCUACGUUUCAAAUAUAUGCAUAUAUUUGUAUGUAUAUAUACGUAUAUACAUAUAAAUAUAUAAUAUUUAUAAGUAUAUACAUAUAUAUUUAUACAUAUAUAUGCAUAUAUGGCAGAUAGCCAAUUCAAACCAACAUCCACAACUAACACCAAUGGGAGUUAAUAACCAACCAUACAAAAUUUAUACAUGUUUCACUGAAUCCAACCGAUUGGUAACUAAUAAAUUUCAAAAUCCCAAGUUUAAAACUAAUGUCUGUUCUAAUGUCCUUUUAUAGAUAUAUUUCGUUCAAAAUAUUACAAAAGUCCUGUAGAUAAAAAAAAAUCAAUUCAGU
Teleopsis dalmanni is the source of this 6992-nucleotide messenger RNA. RefSeq names its product eukaryotic translation initiation factor 4 gamma-like. Gene Ontology annotation, molecular function: translation initiation factor activity; protein binding; mRNA binding. The record is from RefSeq and is a predicted model, not a curated record. The coding region runs from base 241 to 6426 and encodes 2061 amino acids. Lineage: Eukaryota; Metazoa; Arthropoda; Insecta; Diptera; Diopsidae. Gene Ontology annotation, cellular component: eukaryotic translation initiation factor 4F complex. The transcript is spliced from 6 exons.